AAAUGGAUGCACGUGGUUUCUUUGGUGGUUGCUUUAUCGUAUCGCAUGGGAAUGAAAGUAUCUUCAUAGCUAGCACUAGCGAGGGGUCUAUUAAUGUCAAGAGUAUGCAUAUUUCGUGCAAAUCUGACACGUACCAACCUGGCCACAACUAUGGUGGAAUCAUUAUUUACCAAUACGACGGCAAAUCAGAAUGGAGAACCGCCAACAACACUCACUGUAAAUCUGGCUAUAUCGUCAUUCAAGACUCAGAUUCAGAAAAUGUUAAUCAAUGGAGAGAUGAGCCUGGUCAAGUUCACGGAGCUGUGUAUAGAAAUGCCUUCAGUGAAUCUGUGAACGACGCGAAAGUCGUUGGCGAAGGUUUCGCAGUACGAAAUGGAAAAUCGAAAGUUGAAAAAUUUGAAAUUAAUUCAGGCGUUUUCAACAAUCCAAAGGGCAGUAUACAUCAUGACCAUCGCAAAAGAAUGCAUGAAUUGUCGGAGCAUUGCGUUGGAAAGAUUGUGGAGUAUUGGAAGACUGCAGGUCCUUCCUGGGUCAGACAACGAAAUUUUGAAGUAAAGCAGUUGCUCGAAGAUUUUGAUCGAAAAUCGAUUCAAAACGAUUGCACUUGGGACGAUUUAUUUCCCCAAAAUUAAUUUCAAUAUUUGGAGUUCAAUAGGAAACGAAAUAACUCCAUUGGGAUAAUAUAGGCCUAUGUAUAUAUACUCUAUGAUACAUAUAGAUAAAGUUUUUUCAAAUAUUAUAUAUAUUUCAAACUUUUAUAGUGUUGGGUAAAAAUUAACCAAGGAUAUGCGAUAAUAAAAAAAUAUACGUAUUAUACUGUAGCUUCAACUUCGUAGUGUCAGAGACAGAGGCAUAUACUGUUGAAGAUUUUAAAGUAUCCACUGUACCAAAGAGCAAAAGACCGUACAAACCACAAACCAUGUAUGUAUAUUUAACAAUUAUGCCAUGAUGAGAGCAAAACAUCAGUGAGUAGGUAUGAUUGCAUAUAUGUAUAUAAUAUAGCCAUUCAUGCAUUAACUGCAGCAAUAAAUAUAUUCUUCCGCUAUUGCAA
Messenger RNA from Paramuricea clavata, 1051 nucleotides. Lineage: Eukaryota; Metazoa; Cnidaria; Anthozoa; Malacalcyonacea; Plexauridae. The record is from the annotation of a GenBank genome assembly.